Messenger RNA from Carassius gibelio (silver crucian carp), 3323 nucleotides. RefSeq lists its product as uncharacterized. NCBI's taxonomy places the organism in Eukaryota, Metazoa, Chordata, Actinopteri, Cypriniformes, Cyprinidae. The transcript has 7 exons. Bases 450 to 2759 code for a protein of 769 amino acids. The record is from RefSeq and is a predicted model, not a curated record. Gene Ontology annotation, biological process: regulation of apoptotic process.
UUUUAUUAGCGGUCACGCCCCAAAUAUUACAAUCAAGGUUUCGAUCCUGAGACUGUACAUUUAAUUUCAAAAUCAGCCUCUCCACUCAAACUGCAUCUUUUAUGACCGUGGGAGUUGAGGUUUCAACAUCUGAUUGUCAGUAUGAACAUUUGUUGACUCGGACUUGAAGCUUUCACCACUUCCAGGAAGUGCUACACUGAGGAACUGCUCGAGACGCUUCAUACGAGAAACUUCAUUCAGCCGAUGCGCAAAGUAUAUCAUUUUUGACAUAAAGGGCCGUCGAGUGACUUUUUUCCACCUCGACUCCCGCUUCUACAGUCAGGAUUUCUAUCAAGUGAACUGACAUGAAUCAAUGAAUCGAGUGAGAUCAGAAGUGAAACAUUUAAAUGGACGUGCCAUAGUUUGAAGAGGAUGAGUAUGAAUUAUUCCCAUGUAACGUUAGCAUUGUGAUGGCUUCCUCAACCGAGAGACCCCACAAUUCAAGAGCAGAGGAGAAGCGAACUGUGAAGGCCCGGCUCCUGUCUUCACAGAUGCUUCUAGUGGAUGCCCUCUAUCACCUGGGCCCUCUGCUAGACAGUGUUAUAUCUGCAGGGCUGCUCUCUAGAGAAAACCGGUAUGAAAUUGAUGCUGAGCGAACGCCGCCCAACAAAGUCCGAAAGCUUCUGGAGAUUGUUGACGCACAGAUGGACGAAAGUGGUGCCUCUAGUUUCAUGGAGUGUCUGAGGAAAUGCAAGAAACAUUACCCGCGUCUACGAACCUGGUUGACCUCAGAAGAAGAUCACUCCCAACCCCCAGAUAUUAAGCAAGGUCCAACAGAACGUCAGCUACAGGCCCAGUUUAAUGUUCUGUGCUCACGCUUGGGCUGUUCGGUUCUGCCGGUCUCCUACGAUCUCUUCUCCAGAGGCGUCCUGACUCAGCUGGAACUGGAGAAAAUCCAAGCAAUACUCGUCCCAACGCAGCAAGCACAAACUCUGCUGUCCAUCUGCCUGAAGAAAGGAGAAAAAGCAUGCACAAGCUUUUACACAGCGCUACAGAAUGAGGACGAGCAACUUGCUGAGGAACUUAAUAUAAAAAGUUUGGCUGAAGACCUUAACAAAGAUCCUGAAGGCAGAAUCAUUCCGAUAGCAGUGGAGGAAACUAGAGGUCACUUGAGAGGAGCUUUACAUCUGUCAGGAGGCCUGCAGCAGGUCAUGACUCAGCUGGGCUUGACUGUGGGGGAUGAGAUUAGGUUUAAUGUCUGUGAGGUUGGUGUAGCGGUGGGUUUGCCGCGCCGGACGGUCAGAGAGUACCUUCUGGAAGGGGUUGGGAUUGAAGACUCAGCCCAGCUGGAGGCCCUAGUGUCCCUGUAUAUAGAGAAGACACAGGACGCUGACAGACUCCUGAGCAGAGUGACACAACUCAGCCCUCGGUGGGUCCAGCUCUCAGAGAGGGGAUGUCUGCUGUUGAGGUUGCUGCAAAAAGCCGAGACUCUUCUCCGCAGCGGUAUCCACAGUCACCGGCACAGUUGGGACCACCUGCACGAUGAAGACCACUUACGCAGCUGGGACCACUCGUGUCCUGAUGACUGCACGGAUCAGCGCACUGUGUGGGCCAUCUUCAGCUUUCUGGUGUGGGACUGCAUGGCAGAGGUUCUGGAGGAGCCGGAGGCGAAGCCUAGCGGAGGCAUACUAGGUAUGAUCGAGCAGCUGAGCACCAGCGGCAGAGUGGAGGCCGCACUGCUGCAGGAAAUGGAGCAGUGCUGGACCGACGGGGAUGCUGAGAGUCUGCUGCAGAGUGUGAGGGUCCUCGCUCAGGUGCUACGAGACCUGCAUCCCCUCCAGGAAGGCCUCCAGCUGUCCUCUUCAGUUGAGGGGUUGUUUUCCUGCAGGCCCAGCAGGGUACACCGGGUCACUUCCUUCCAGGGGGUUUCUGUGCGGGUCAUCCGUAAAGCUCUGAGCAGCAUGGUUCCAUCCUCUGCGGACCAGGACACAACUCUUCUUUCUAGACAGUACUUGGAGGUGUGCGUUCGAAUCGCACGUCUCCUAGAUGUAGUGCAGCCCAAACGAACCACUGUUGACUUUUCAAAUGCGCCCAUUGCUACGGUCAUUCAGCAUGUGCGGUUUGUUUUGUCAAAUCCUGCUUUUAACUCUGAAGCUUUUGACGCGGGAGUUCGCCAUCGCUUACUUUCAGUGUUGGAGUUCAAUCCUGCGCAGCUGGGCUUGGGCUCUCUCAUGCAGCUCCACCAGGAGACCCUCUCCGAAUUCCAGAGCUACUUACAACUCGGCGAGCACCACAACUUCCAGUUUAUUCUCGAAUCAGUACGAAUACUUGGUCCCGCGAAGUUGUUUUCUCUCAGCAGGGUUCAUGGGCCUGUCGCAAUCGACAAUGGAGUGGAGGAGGUCCUUCGUUUUAUCACGUCAGAACCCACUUCAUUCCUGGUACGACUGCACUGCCUUUGCUACGAAGAAGGAAGGGGGCACUUUAAGGUGUGUGCACCACGUUGUGCAUGUAUGUAUCUGCUCAAGGCAGAAGGGCUGCGUGACAUGCAGUGGUGCGGUGGCAACGUUCUGGCUGAGGUAGGCGGGAAAGUGUGGGUCAGAGAGGGAGAAAGUAAUGGCUGGGAUGAGCUCCAGGCGCUGGCUCAGAGACACUCUGCUCAGCUCAAGGAUGAAGGAUGCUGCUUUAAGGUCGAGACCUCUGGAUUGGAGUGCGAGGUCAAAUUUAUAUACAGGAGUGGUAGGCUAUGGGCGGUGCCACAUAGGGACUGUGAGGUAGUUUGAAAAUACGGGUAGCUGACAUGGUGUUGCAGUGACAAACAGUGUCACAUGUUGUACUUCAUUUAAAAGUAUUUGAAAGUUUUUUUUUUUCAAAUUUUAUACACUUAUAGAAUAAUUUUAUAAAUAGAAAUGAAUUUGUAGCUAUAUAAGUGCAAAAUCAUAAAAAAAGAAAUAAAACUGAACAUCCCGGCACAUGACAUGUAGGGAAAAAAUAUAUACAUAAUGGCCACAAAUUAUUAUUUUUUUUAUGUUAAUCUUGAGUACCUAUGGAGUGGUAUUGCAUCCUUCAUAUCUCAGAAGAGUCUAGUUUUAUCAGACUUAUAAAGGAUAGAUACAGCUUCAUGAUUCUCUCCAAAAACAGUCAGGCUCCUGGAGAAAUGCUGUGGGCGGAGCUAAAGAGUAAUGAGCACGCAAAGCUUUUGUGGAGCAAUCAUAUGCAAACAGUGACAUUAAACAUGAACAAAAACUGUGACUUAAAAUGUUAUGUUUAUAGAACAUUUGUCAACAAAAUACAGAGAACAAAGACAACCAGUGCCCAUAAAAGGAAUUCUGCCCUUUAUGACAUCA